Messenger RNA from Zalophus californianus (California sea lion), 1555 nucleotides. RefSeq names its product endogenous retrovirus group K member 8 Gag polyprotein-like. Gene Ontology annotation, molecular function: nucleic acid binding; zinc ion binding. Gene Ontology annotation, biological process: viral process. The transcript is spliced from 2 exons. Bases 455 to 1468 code for a protein of 337 amino acids. The record is from RefSeq and is a predicted model, not a curated record. NCBI's taxonomy places the organism in Eukaryota, Metazoa, Chordata, Mammalia, Carnivora, Otariidae.
AUGUUCGAAUGCUGAAGCAUUCACUUGCUGUCUAUGGUAUCACUGUUGCUUCUGCCGAUAUUGAGAUGUGUUUGAAAGUAAUUCAAGAAUGGAAUCCUUGGUUUCCAGAUGAGGGUACUUUAGACAUGGAUAGUUGGCGGCGGGUUCGACAUAAUGUCGAAAAGGCAAUGAGACAGGGAGAAAAAAUUCCCGUGCGGUUUUGGUCCAUUUGGUCAAUUAUAUUUACGGUGCUUAAAGCAAUGGAGGAUGACCGCACGGUUGAGAACUUCCAUAAGGAAAUGGCUCCAUCUAUACAGGACCUUCCUCUUGAUACAGAUGAGAAAAAGGCGUAGAGAAAGAUACUUUUGAGCUCGCACCGUCUCGUGAGCCUAGCGAAUGUGGUGACGACGAACCAAAACCGAAAGCAAAGUCGGAUCCCGAGACGGAGCAUUUAUGGAAGGUUUUUCAGCGGGUUAUGGCUAUGGCGGAGGGAUCUAAGAAAUCCUCUAAAAAGCCCUCCGCUCCGCCUCUGCCGUCCGCACCAGUUCUCUCUCCCAAAAAUCCUUUCCUUUCUGCUGCUUUAGCUGAGCUUGAUGCGCUAGGGGAUAGCGAUGAUGAAAGUGAGGCUGGUAAUUCUGUCUUUGCUUUUCCUGUCAUUAGGCCUCCCCCGGUCCAGGGAGUGGCACAGGCACCAUAUUAUGAAGGUAUCGGAAUAGAGGACAUUGGUCGCUUGAAAAAGGCAGUGUCUCUAUAUGGACCACAGUCGCAUUAUGUUAAGGAGCUAGUUAAUGGCUUAGCUCGACAUUAUAAUAACUUCUCUCCUGAAGAUUGGAGGGUCCUUUGUAGAGCCCUUCUGAAAGAGCCUAAGUAUCUGCAGUGGCAGAUGUGGUUUUCUGAGCUUUGUAUGGAUCGCACUCGUCAGAACGCUCUAAAUCCCAAUCCUCGGAUACAGGCCAUAACUUACCAAAUGUUGGCAGGUAUAGGUCAAUAUUCUGAUAUUGCUGCUCAGGUUAAUACCCCUGAAGAAAUUCAUGAGCAAUUACGGGAGAUAGGUUUAGAGGCUUGGGAACGUAUCCGGCCAACAGGGGAGCACUAUGGAUCACGGACUAAAGUUAUUCAGAAGACUAAUGAGCCUUAUGUUGAGUUCUUAUCACGAUUAAAACUAACCUUAGAAAGAACUGUUAUUGGAGAGGAAGCUAGACAACAACUGUUGAAGUUGCUAGCAUAUGAGAAUGCUAACGAGGAUUGUAAGAGAGUUAUAUUACCCAUUAAGGAUACAGGAGACAUUAAUACCUUCAUGAAGGCCUGUAAGGAUGUAACCUCAGAAAGUCGAAAGAUGCAGUUGUUUGCUGAAACCAUGGCCACUACUUGGCAUUCCUUACAAUCUAAGCAGUUAGAUAACAUGAAAUGUUUUGGUUGUGGUCAAUUAGGACACCUAAAAAGAAAUUGUAGAGGAAAAAAUCAAAUCUGCUUUCUUGACUCGGAUUGAUCCCUCAUUACCUUUAAAAUUAUACAUCCUCAACACAUGGCAAUAUCCCACGGCUAUACUAGGUCAAAAUGAGUUGCCCAUUGAAUG